AUGAGGUUGCGGUCGUUACUUGAUCUCGUCCAAGAAUGCAAUUUUUCCGUCAUCGACCAAUUUCUAAAUGCUAUAGAGAUUUUCGAUGAAAUUAAACGUCGCAUUACUGAAUGCUUAUCAAAGCCGCAACAAGAGUUGGAUGCCAGCUUUUGGGAAGCAGAAUAUCAAAGUUUAUCUCGUCUUCUUCAAAAUCAUCAUCAGAACAAUUAUACUCUACCGUCUGGACUUGGCGGUAGUCGUAGCGAACCAGCUGUAGCAGCGACUGGAGCUGAUCUAAAGGAAUGCAGAAGGAUUUUAAGUGAAAGUGAAACAGUCAAGAAUUCUUUGUUAACACGUAUCAUUAGUAAAUUUGUUUUUUAA
This is a messenger RNA of Trichobilharzia regenti, 360 nucleotides long. The record is from the annotation of a GenBank genome assembly. NCBI's taxonomy places the organism in Eukaryota, Metazoa, Platyhelminthes, Trematoda, Strigeidida, Schistosomatidae.